This is a messenger RNA of Oikopleura dioica, 2349 nucleotides long. NCBI's taxonomy places the organism in Eukaryota, Metazoa, Chordata, Appendicularia, Copelata, Oikopleuridae. The record is from the annotation of a GenBank genome assembly.
AUGAAGCUUUUUUCUUCCCUUCUUGCAUCGACCGCUCUUGGCGACGUCUACAUGCACUUCCCAAGGGGCUCCAACAACCGGCUCAACGAGAACUCCGAAGGCCGACGCAACGGAAAUCGACUUUUCGACUCCCAAAACAACAACGAAGGCGGCUACAACGUCGGUGACAGAUUCGACAAACCUGCCAAGACUGCCGACGAGCAAAGCAAAGCUGUCUUCUUUGAGUCCACUGCUGAAGCCGCUUCUGAAAUCGCGAUCGAAUGGUGGAACCAGCACGGCUGCGGCAAGCGAGAUGAAAACGACGCGAACUGGGUCAACUGUCAGAUUGUCCUUCAGUACAUGUGCGAGGACUCCUCUUCAACUAAGAUCCAGAACGGACUCAACACCAACACUCCCGCUUACAGCCGACCAAAGAACGAUGAAUCCCAGCAACAGUAUGCUGAUCGCAAACGCAAAGAUACAAUGGACAAUGAUCACGCCCAACGAGGAGUCCACGAGUCUUGGGAAUACUACGACUCCUGCUACAGGAGAGAUAGAAAUUAUGGGCUUUUCACUGGCAACGAAGGCCGAGUGCGAGGCGGGGCGAUCUUCACCCGACAAAAUCCAGGAGGAACUCGCCGGGGUUACGAGUGCCCAGAAGAGAGAGAUUACUAUCCUUACUGGCAUCCAACUCCGUGGAAAGAUAUCGCUGUUCUCACUUCCGAGCCAAGCAAAUGCCAAGAUCUGACAUCAGAAAACGGCAACAGAAAUAUGAAAUACGAAUGCGUCCACAAUAUCGACGCCAAUACAACUCUCGGAUACAGUAAAUACAACAACGAAGAAGAAUGUACGCACUUUGGCGGCGAAUGGGUUGGUUUUUACAACCCGAAAUUCAUCUUUGAGGAUAUUGAAGACAAAGAUGCCUGCGAUGCACUUGCGAAGGACUCUGAUUUCAAGAACGAUAUCAUCUGGGGAGUUCCUUUCCGAACAGGCGAGGGCCGAAGAAUUGCUCCACAAGAAAAGUGUCUUCUCUUAGAAGAAGCACCCGAGUGCAAGAAAGCGCCUUGGUCCCGAGCCAAUCAUCUCGGUCAAACUGAUGACACCGACUACUUCCCAACUUAUAAAUGGGAGCUUCCAAACUUUCACGGUCUUCUCGAAUCGCAAGAAUGCGUUCUCCGAAUCCGAUACAACAUCACAACCAACGACUAUCUCGACGACUUCGCUUCCGAAAACAGCAAGGCUUAUUUCCCUGGGCUCGAAUCUCACGAUGAUCCUGAAGUAACUUAUCGAGGCGCUCGACUUCAACUCGCCCUUGAUUCUGCUCAAACCGGCCGCGUCUUCCAAGAUCGAUCUCACAUCUUCCAGCUGAAGCCUCGACCACAAUCCGUUCCUUCCGAUAAAGUCAUCAAAAACCUCGGCGUUCGUGGUCGACGAGGCAACAUCGUUCAAGCGUUCCCUUCUGUUGAAUACGACUUCUCUCCGACUAUUCUCGAAAUGAAUCAAGACGAUCUUGUGCACAUUCAAUGGGAAGGAAGCAACACCAAUCCCAACUCAGAUGGCGAAGGGCGACAAGGAACUGAUAGAUCCAACAUUGUUCCAAUCACUGUUCCAGGCGCGAGCAUCCCAGCUGGUCUUCCUUCUUUCCCCAACAACGACCUCAAUGAAGAUUACUGUCAAUACACUGAUGCUGAUGGAACAAUUCGAACUUUCCGAGCCCUCAUCGUCCGAGACAGCUCUUUUCCAGAGAUCGUUCAGCAAUGCGAAGCUGCAAAAAUGACUCUCCCUGAACCCACAACUCAAGAAUACAACGAUGCUCUGGUUGAGUUUUGGAAUCCAAAUGGUAACUGGAGAGGCGAUAUUCCAAUUGGAAUGGCUGCCGACUGGGCCGCUCUUUCCUCUGGCGAGGCUGCUUCCUUCCACCAGUUCCGACAUCAACGACCACCAAUCGGCCAGAUCGACCACUACGCCAUGAUCGACUCUAGGGGCAGAUGGUACGAUGACAUGAACGAACACCGAGUCUUCUCCAGAGCUGUCUGUUUUGCCGAAGUUGCAGGAGACGAGUUUGCCGAUGAGCCAAAGAUGUUCGCCGACUGGAUCUGGAGCGCUGCUGAUAGUCUUGAUAAAUUGAAUAACACUGAAGAACUCGAACUUCAAUUGGCAUCAUCUGGGUAUUACCAGUGCUACAACAAACAAGACUGCGCCAACUCCUUCGAAGAAAAGAAGGAUUCUCUCCAGGAUCAACUCAACAAUGCACCAGCAUAUUUCGCCGGAAACAUUGUGCGAAUGAACCCAGGCGUUCACCAGUAUCUGUCUACAAGAAACAACAACUUCUCCAACCGCGCCCAGAAGGGAACCAUUAUUGUUAACUAA